AUAGAUCCUAAUGGAUGAAUUUGCGUUACUUUAAUAACAUCAAACCACUAGAUGGCGGAAUAUGCGCUUUACGAUUUAACAAUUUUAUUAUGACAACACCAAAAUGGUAACACAGCGCAAUAAAACGUAGGCAUUUGACAGCAAAUAUGCAUAAAAACAGAUUCACAUACAAACAUAAAACAAACAUUACAUAGAAUACACCGUACACACCAACAUCUAUACGGUUAUCCGAUAAACAAGAAAAAGAAGAAGACUUACUAAUCUCAUUGUUCUUUUCGCCAAGAAAGAGCAAAUUAAAUAAUAAUAAAAGAAUUGAUACAGUCCAGUCGAUCGAGCAUAUUUUGAUUAAUUUUUUUACUGACUCAUAUCAAAUAAGUGUAACAAACAAUUGUGUUCGAGGUUGCACCUUAUGAAAUAAAUGUAGUUUCAAUAGUUUGUCUACUAAAAAUUGCUGUCAGAAAAAAUACAACGUUUGAGAAUCAUAAAAGAUUAAAAAAAAAAUCAUAUACAGUAGUGAAAAGACUAUUGAACACAAAUAAAAUGUCAAAAAAUGAUGAAAAUCAGCCGUUGUUAGAUAAAGAAGAUGCAAAGACAAAUUACACGGUGGAAGGUGAAAAUGCUGGCGGGGCAACAGUUUCUCCAAUUGGUCCGAAUGAAGUGCCACCGCCAUUUCAACAAGCUUCCAGUGGUGGAGUGCCUAUGGUUACAUGCAGAGUGUGUGCAGCAAUGAUUGAUAUUUCGAGCAAAAAAGAACAGCAUGUUGUUAAAUGUCUUCAGUGCCAAGAAGCUACACCAAUCCGAAAUGCACCACCAGGCAAAAAAUAUGUUCGUUGUCCUUGCAAUUGUUUGCUAAUAUGCAAGAGUUCAUCGCAAAGAAUCGCUUGUCCGCGACCAAAUUGCAAACGAAUCAUUAACUUAGCGCCAAGUCCAGUAACUCCACCCGUUUCCUCACUACCAGGAAUGUGCCGUGUUACAUGUGGUCAUUGCUCUGAUACAUUCUUAUUCAAUACAUUGCAUAACGCAUUAGCGAGAUGUCCACAUUGUCGAAAAGUGUCAAGUGUAGGACCAGAAUUCACACGUAACCGAGGUAUUCUGUUUCUAGGUUUAGGGAUUUUAUUUUUAAUCAUUGGAAUUUGUGUUACAUGGGCAACGUAUAAGAGUGCUGCGGAUCAUGGAGGGAUUUAUGUCGCAUAUAUCGGCGCAUUUUUGAUUGCCCUGUUUUUGUUUGCUCGAACGGUGUAUUACUGUACGUUGAGUGUGAGCACCAUAGAUGGGCCCAUGUAAAUCAUACAAAUAAUUGCAUAAAAUGAACUUGUUUUUAUAAUGACAUAUGUAAGCAAAAAACAAUUCACUAAAAUAUUUACAACAAACCAUGAUUUUGAUAUUUUAUUAAUAGAGGUUCAUUUAUCGUUUGUAAAAUUGUAAAAAAGUAAAAAAGCCAUCACGUCAGCAAUGAGACAACUUGAUUUUGUUUCUGUUAUCAUAAAAGAAACAAGUACUAUUUUUUUUACCUUUAUAAUACAUCUUGUUGAAAAUUCACAAACAUUUGUGUCAGUGAAUGUUUCAUUAUAUAAAAUA
Molecule: messenger RNA, 1578 nt
Organism: Contarinia nasturtii (swede midge)
Lineage: Eukaryota; Metazoa; Arthropoda; Insecta; Diptera; Cecidomyiidae
Product: type 1 phosphatidylinositol 4,5-bisphosphate 4-phosphatase
Exons: 6
Coding region: 541-1284 (247 amino acids)
Biological process (GO): phosphatidylinositol dephosphorylation
Cellular component (GO): late endosome membrane; plasma membrane; lysosomal membrane
Molecular function (GO): phosphatidylinositol-4,5-bisphosphate 4-phosphatase activity
Source: RefSeq, a predicted model, not a curated record